CAUUUCUUUCUUCUCUACUGUACUCUGCUGUGCAGUUCAGUUUGAAAAAGGAAAACUGAAAAUAGACGGCAAUGUCGACGCCAACUCGGGAUGCAGUCGAGAGUUUCAAGAGAAUAACCGGGGAGUCUGACUCAGUUGCACUACGGAAACUGGAGGAGUAUGGAGGCAAUCUAAAUGCGGCUGUCAGUGCACAUUUCCUUGAAUUGGAAAGAAGCGUUACGAAUCUGAUAACCACUGAUUCUUCUCGGCUUGAUUCUGUUGACGUGAACAAUCAGAGUGGAUUUGGAACACGUGGAAUUGUUCCACUCAUCUCAGCUGUUAGAAGAUUUAGGCCUUCAUUAUUGUUUGACCCCAACUAUAGGAGGAAUUUGCUAAACCAGAUCGGUGCUCCUAAUUUAAGUAACCAAGCAACAUCUCCUCAUAUGGGAGAGGUUACUGGGGUCCCUGUUGGGUGGAACGGUAGAAAUGAGCAUCCUCUGUAUUCUGGAGUGAGACCUUCCAUCACGGAUUCACCAGGAACACCAUCAUAUUAUGGAGGGGGGAUUUACAACAAUGUCUCAAGAGAUGAUCAUGGUCAACAACAGAUCGACUGUGUAGAAUCUGAAAUGAUGCAAGCUGCAAUUGAGGCUUCUAAGCAGGAGUUUGAACAAACAUAUAUUAAUCAGCGGCGUGGUUCUCCCAAUGGUUCAUCUAGCGUUGGGCUCCAACAGAGGCAACUUGAGCAAGAAGAUGAUGAGCUUGCUCGUGCAAUUUCAUUGUCUUUGAAGACAGCAGAUGAAGAGAAUGCAAUACGUAUGUUGAAGGAUAAUUAUGAACAAAUGGGAACAUAUGAUUCAAAUGAUAGAACUAAGGCAACAACUAGUAACAGCUCUAAGUGGGUUGGUAUUUCAGAGAAAGAGAUUGAUGAAGCAAUUAUGCUGGAGACCCAACUUUUUAGCCAGAUUGCUGAAGGUAGUUUGCGUCUCCCUUCUCAUGAGCAAGGUGGUCCAGGUAGAAGCAUUAAUGAUGGUCUACAGGCUGUAUCUCAGCCACAGUCAUCCUCUUUAGUGGACCAACGUUUACUGCGGCAACAGCAGGAUGAGGAAUAUCUGAUUUCUCUAUUAGCUGAUAAAGAAAAGGAGAUGAAUGCUCUUAAGAAAGCUGAAAGUCAUAGUUUGAAAGAAGAAGAAUCUUUCAGAAGGAAGCUUGAAGGAGAGGAAGUUAACAAGGUAAUGGCAACAAAAAUGACUUCACUUCCACCAGAGCCAGCAAGGGAUGAUGAGAAUGCAGUAACUAUCCUUGUUAGGAUGCCAGAUGGUACCCGCCAUGGACGUCGCUUUUGCAGGUCAGACAAACUCCAGCUUCUUUUCGACUUCAUAGAUGUCAGUAAAGUGGCUAAGCCGGGCACUUACAAAGUGGUAAGGCCCUAUCCUCGCCGUGCUUUUGGUGCUGCCGACUGUUCUUUAAGUUUGAAUCAACUCGGUCUGACGGGCAAACAGGAAGCAUUGUUUCUGGAGUUCAUAUAGGAUCGACUUCUUUGACUAUGGUUCAUGGGCUUGUAGCUUUUGGCCAGUACCAUGUAUAAAUUUAUCCUGCUGACUUCAUUUUUC
This is a messenger RNA of Hibiscus syriacus, 1589 nucleotides long. Its product is annotated as plant UBX domain-containing protein 9-like. NCBI's taxonomy places the organism in Eukaryota, Viridiplantae, Streptophyta, Magnoliopsida, Malvales, Malvaceae. Gene Ontology annotation, molecular function: ubiquitin binding. The record is from RefSeq and is a predicted model, not a curated record. Bases 72 to 1505 code for a protein of 477 amino acids. The transcript is spliced from 10 exons.